Molecule: messenger RNA, 1271 nt
Organism: Rattus rattus (black rat)
Lineage: Eukaryota; Metazoa; Chordata; Mammalia; Rodentia; Muridae
Gene: Cblif
Product: cobalamin binding intrinsic factor
Exons: 9
Coding region: 6-1271 (421 amino acids)
Biological process (GO): cobalamin transport
Molecular function (GO): cobalamin binding
Source: RefSeq, a predicted model, not a curated record
GGGAGAUGUGGAGAGGCAUGGCCUGGCUUUCCUUCUACCUCUUAAAUGUUCUCUGGGCUGUGGCAGGAACCAGUACCAGAGCCCAGCGUUCUUGCUCUGUCCCCCCAGAUCAACAGCCCUGGGUCGAUGGCCUACAAUCGCUCAUGGAAAACUCAGUAACUGAGUCAGACUUCCCAAACCCCAGCAUCCUGAUUGCCAUGAACCUGGCCGGCACCUACAACCUGGAGGCCCAGAAGCUCCUGACUUACCAGCUCAUGGCCAGUGACAGUGCAGACCUGACAAAUGGGCAGCUCGCCCUCACCAUUAUGGCUCUCACCUCCUCCUGCCGAGACCCUGGAAGUAAAGUGUCCAUUCUACAAAAGAAUAUGGAGAGCUGGACACCUUCAAACCUGGGUACUGAAUCCUCGUCCUUCUAUGGGCCUGCCCUGGCGAUCCUCGCACUGUGUCAGAAGAACUCAGAGGCAACCUUACCCAUCGCGGUGCGCUUCGCUAAGACCCUCAUGAUGGAAUCCUCUCCCUUCAGUGUGGACACAGGAGCAGUGGCAACCUUGGCCCUCACAUGCAUGUACAACAGGAUUCCUGUGGGUUCUCAGGAAAACUACAGAGACCUGUUUGGUCAGGCACUGAAGGUUAUUGUGGAUAAUAUCAGCUUGAGGAUCAAAGCUGAUGGUAUUAUUGGAGACAUCUACAGCACUGGCCUUGCCAUGCAGGCUCUCUCUGUGACACCUGAGCAACCUACCAAAGAGUGGGAUUGUGAGAAGACUAUGUAUACGAUACUCAAGGAGAUUAAGCAGGGGAAAUUCCAGAACCCCAUGUCCAUUGCCCAGAUUCUCCCUUCCUUGAAAGGCAAGACUUACCUAGAUGUGCCCCAAGUAACGUGUGGCCCUGAUCAUGAAGUGCCACCAACUUUAACUGACUAUCCUACCCCGGUCCCCACUUCAAUAUCUAAUAUCACAGUCAUAUACACCAUAAACAACCAGCUGAGGGGGGUUGAUCUGCUUUUCAAUGUGACCAUCGAGGUUAGUGUGAAAAGUGGAUCUGUGCUCCUUGCUGUCCUGGAAGAAGCGCAGCGCAGAAACCACAUGUUCAAAUUUGAAACCACAAUGACAUCCUGGGGCCUUAUUGUCUCUUCUAUCAACAAUAUCGCUGAAAAUGUUAAGCACAAGACCUAUUGGGAGUUCCUUAGUGGCAAAACACCUUUGGGUGAAGGGGUUGCGUACUAUAUUCCCUUCAACUACGAGCACAUCACAGCCAACUUCACCCAAUACUGA